Physeter macrocephalus (sperm whale) is the source of this 1710-nucleotide messenger RNA. It is a transcript of the gene NKAPD1, whose product is annotated as NKAP domain containing 1. The transcript is spliced from 6 exons. The record is from RefSeq and is a predicted model, not a curated record. The coding region runs from base 599 to 1480 and encodes 293 amino acids. NCBI's taxonomy places the organism in Eukaryota, Metazoa, Chordata, Mammalia, Artiodactyla, Physeteridae.
CUUCCUCCCCCACCCCCGCCACGCGAGGCUGCGGCGCACGGUAUGGGUGUGUUUGUGUGUGUUUGUGUGGGGAGGGCGUUUGGAGGGAAGGUUACCGGGAGCUCCGCGGCCGCGGGGGGGCAGGGGUCCCGGUGACGAAGAUGGGGGUAUUUUCUCUGUCUUCCACUUGGAAGCCUCAACCCCCCCUUCAGCCACUCUAGAUACAUCUUGGGGCCCAGUCGAGGGUCGUACCCGUCCGAAGUGUCCCCAUCCUUUUUGGGGAGCGAAACCCAACCCCCGGGUCCAUCCCAGAGGAGCGUGAGCGGGGAAUGCCCCAGCCAACCAGGCCGUCCGGAUUCCGCGGCGCCGGAGCAGCCUCCGGCCUCAGUCCGGAGAGAUAUUUGCAUGUCAGCCUGGGCUGGGGGAAAGGCGGCCGUGGCCUGGGCCACGGGUGAGGGCGGAAUAACCGGUGGGAAGGCUGCAUUUUCACGAAGGACUCGGGUGAAGCUGCAGAGCUGCCUUUGCUUGGCUUCUGGGUCGGAGGAGAUCUUGUAAUGGAGUGGUUCUUCGUCUCACACUAACAAGAUGCCUGAUUUCCUCAGGAUCGAGGGAUUGAAGAAUGUCCCGAGUUCCCUUGGGGAAAGUCCUCCUGAGGAACGUCAUCCGGCACACAGAUGCUCACAAUAAGAUUCAAGAGGAAUCAGAUAUGUGGAAAAUAAGAGAGCUGGAGAAACAGAUGGAAGAUGCGUACCGGGGGACGAAAAGGAAAAUGUUACCCAGCAGUUCAAGCCGGAUGCGUAGUGAUGGUUUUGAUGAAGAAAGUCAAAGAGACUAUUGGAGGCCAAAGAAUGAAAUUUCUGGGGCACUGGAUGAUGAUUUUCUUAAGGCUAAAUCCUGGAACAAGAAGUUACAUGAUUAUGAAGCUAACAUGCCAGACAGAUGGGGUCACAGUGGAUAUAAAGAGUUAUACCCUGAAGAAUUUGAAACAGACAGUAGUGAUCAGCAAGAUAUUACCAAUGGGAAGAAAACAUCUCCCCAGGUAAAAUCAUCUACCCAUGAAUCUCACAAACACAAGAAGUCAAAGAAAUCCCACAAAAAAAAGCAGAAAAAAAAGUCACACAAAAAACAGAAGAAAAGCAAAAAGGAAGCCACAGAUAUAACAGCAGAUUCCUCAAGUGAGUUCUCAGAAGAAACUGGGGCUUCUAGUACCAGGAAAAGGAAACAACCACAUAAGCGCAAGAAAAAAUCCAGGAAAAAAACUCUCAAGAAAUCUGCUUUAUUCCUAGAGGCAGGGUGUGACACUUCCCAGUCAGAUGAUUCUGCAUCUAGCAGUUCUGAGGAAAGUGAGGAGAGAGACACUAAGAAAACCAAAAGGAAAAAGAGAGAUAAAAAAGCCCACAUCCCUGUAGUUAACAAUGAAAUACAGGAGAGGACAAACAAACGCACAAAUUGGAAAGUGGCUACAGAUGAAAGGUCUGCCGAGAGUUCAGAGGAUGACUAAAUGACAAAGAAACAUGUUUCCUGCAUGACUCUAGAUAUUUACAGCUCUUACACCUUGGGGAUUUGCCAGUGACUCUAUUGCUCAGCACAGGGGGCCUGAGGUCAGAGCUGUCCUGUGCCAUCUAUAUAAAUUCUGACAGACUUCUUGUCUCCUAUUUUGGCCUGUUAAACUUGAUCCUCUUAUUGUUAAUAGGGAAUCGGUUAUUUUGUUAUGAAGGUUUCUUGAAGAGA